This is a messenger RNA of Helianthus annuus (common sunflower), 3843 nucleotides long. RefSeq names its product paired amphipathic helix protein Sin3-like 3. Gene Ontology annotation, molecular function: transcription corepressor activity. The transcript has 20 exons. The record is from RefSeq and is a predicted model, not a curated record. Lineage: Eukaryota; Viridiplantae; Streptophyta; Magnoliopsida; Asterales; Asteraceae. Bases 328 to 3627 code for a protein of 1099 amino acids. Gene Ontology annotation, cellular component: chromatin; histone deacetylase complex. Gene Ontology annotation, biological process: negative regulation of transcription by RNA polymerase II.
UUUCUGUGUGUUUUACUUUUUAUACAGUAUUUAUACACACACCUAUAAUAAUAUUAUACCUAUACGUACACAAAACCUGUAUCUAUAUCUCCUCUCCAAAUUGUCUCCUGUAAAUCUAUAGAUACAGUGUAUACAUUCAAACAACACAGAUUAAUCGAUUAUAUACGCUUUUAUCGUGCAAAAUUGCACACAGUUCGAUGCUGAAUUUUGCGAAUUUGAAGUGAACGUGACGAACGAGAAGAUCUUCCGGUUUGAAUUAGGUUAUGUUGAUUAUUGAUUUUUGAUGUGUGUGGUGUUUUGAUUGUUGCAAAUUGUUGUUGUGAAGGUAUGAAGCGCUCUAGAGAUGAUGAUGAUGCUUACAGUAGUCCUCAAAUCAAGCGGUCAUUUGUUUCUGAACACUCUAGGCAUAGGCAAUCCCCGAUGACCGCAAAAGGCAGCUCACAGAAGAUAACAACAAAUGAUGUCCUUACAUAUAUCCAGAAAGUCAAAGAUACAUUUCAUGACAAAAAGGAAAAGUACGGCGAGUUUCUUAACGUCAUGCACGAUUUCAAGGCGCAAAGACUUGACACCACAGGCGUCAUAGCAAAGGUGAAAGAAUUGUUUGAUGGGCAUCAGGAACUAAUUUCGGGUUUCAAUCCUUUUCUGCCAAAGGGAUCUGAGAUCACCCUCUCACGGGAUCAUGCGCAACGUCAUGUUAAGAAACCUGUGGAUUACGAAGAAGCACUUGUAUUUGUAAACAAAAUAAAGAUGAGAUUUCAAGGCCAAGACCAUGUAUACAAAUAUUUUCUUGAUACUAUGAAUAAGUUCAAAAACGAAAAUAAAUCCAUGAAGGAACUCCACCAAGAGGUUGCUGCUCUUCUUAACGAUCAACAAGAUCUGCUAAAGGAGUUCACCAGUUUUUUUCCCGACUCUUCAACGGCAGGAUCUAAUAGUUCUGGUCACUCCAGUAGCAACAAUAACUCUGUACAUGAUGAUCGGAGCUCGCCAUCUGUCACAACGAGACCUCUUCAGUCUAAAAAGAUUGCUGGUGCUUCACAUGUUGAACGCAAAGUGAGUGUUGACCGAACUGAUCCAGUUCAUGAAAAAGGAUGUGUCGCGGCUGAUAAAGAAACAGACACAUCAGAAGACACGGAACUCAAAGAACAUAAUUCGGAUGUCAAAGACUGUGACGGGAUGCAGCAUUUUACCCAACAUAAACCUGCUCGUACUCUUGAGGACUCUGUAGCUGAACUGUUUCAUCAAGAUUUGCAUGGCCAAAUGCUUUGUCUCCGUGAGAAAGUAAAGGAAAGAUUGAGCAACUCAGAAGAUUAUCAGGCGUUUCUGAAGUGCAUUGAACAGUACUGCACUGAAACUAUUACUCGACCACAACUGCAAUCACUGGUAAAUAAUUUGCUUGGAGCAUAUGCGGAUCUUGUGGAAGAAGUCAACGAGUUCAUAGAUCGCAGUGAAAUGACAAGACCUGGAUCGAAACCGUCUUUAAUUUCCAGCAAGGACAAAUAUGCAUCAAAAUCGAUUCAAGAACUUGACCUUUCUGACUGUAAAAACUGCACUCCAAGUUACCGACUUCUGCCAAAAGAUUACCCAAUUCCUUCAGCUAGUCAAAGAACAAAGAUCGGUUUUGAGGUGUUGAAUGAUCAUUGGGUUUCUGUUACAUCUGGAAGUGAAGAUUAUUCUUUCAAACACAUGCGUAAAAAUCAGUAUGAAGAAAGCUUAUUUCGAUGUGAAGAUGACAGAUUUGAACUGGACAUGUUAGUAGAAUCUGUGAAUGUAACAGCCAAACGCGUGGAAGAAUUGUUGGACAGGAUUAAUGAUAAUUCCGGCAAGACCGACAAUUCUGUUAAUAUCGAAGACUUCACUGCUAUACAUUUGAAAUGCAUUGGACGCCUGUAUGGUGAUCAUGGGCAUGACGUGAUGGAUGUAUUAAGAAAAAACGCAUCUCUUGCGUUGCCGGUAAUAUUAACUCGUCUGAAGCAGAAACAAGAAGAGUGGCUGAGGUGUCGUUCCGAUAAUAAAAAAGUUUGGGCAGAAAUUUACGCUAAAAACUACCACAAGUCACUUGAUCAUCGUAGCUUUUAUUUCAAACAGCAAGAUUCAAAGAGCUUGAGUACUAAAGCUUUGUUGGCCGAAAUCAGGGAAAUGAGUGAAGAACGAUCUGUAGAAGAUAACAUUCGUCAGUGUGUUGCUCCUGGAGGAAAACAAAACACUAUUCCACAUCAAGAGUUUAAGUACUCUGAUCUGGACAUCCAUGAAGACUUGUAUCAGGUUAUGAAAUAUGCUGUUGCACAAGCGGGUUCUCCUGAACAAAUUAAUAAGACUGUGAAGAUCUGGACUACUUUCGUGGAACCUAUGCUCGGUGUUCCUCCUCGGUCUUCACGCAUAGCUGACCAAAACGCUGCAAAAACAGCCAAUCAUGCUGUUACAAGUGGCGUAGCAGUACCGUCAGCUUCUAGAACUAGAAUGUUAGAUGAUAGCAGUGGUGUUAAAGAGAACGGUUAUUCCAAAUCUGAUCAUUCGGAGCAUACAGGAAGUGAAUCUGGUGAUGAAGAGGACCUCUCUCCUGAUGCAGACCUUGAUAACAACGGUGAGAGUGAUGAUGUGGCGUAUGGGAUGGGUGACGAGGUCUAUCCAGUAGAAAAUUUGUUAGAAAGAGUGAAGCCGGUAAUGCUGCAUCUUCCUGCAGCAUUUAAUAAUAAAGAUAGAAAAUCUCGGGUCUUUUAUGGAAAUGAUGACUUCUAUGUUUUCUUCAGACUUCAUCAAAUACUGUACUCAAGGCUAGAGGAAGCAAAGGAGAAGUCUUUAGUUGAGAGAUGGAGGGGUUCAAAUGAUUCAACGCCUAAUGAUUCAUACGCUAGAUUCUUAGAUCUACUGUAUAGUUUUCUUGAUGGUGCUAUUGAUAGCGCAAAAUAUGAAGAUGAAUGUCGGGCUGUUCUCGGCACUUGGUCAUUUCCCGUUUUCACAUUGGACAAGCUAAUUGACAAGCUUAUUAAAUUGCUACUAGCAAUUACCAUGGAUGAGGUUAAUAACAAGCUGCUUGACCUGUAUGCAUAUGAAAGUUUAAGGAAGGAGGGAUUCGUAGACGAACUUUAUAACGCAAACGCCAGCGUAAUUGUUAAUGACUCCAAGAUCUUCCGGUUCGACUGUUCAUCUAUCCCGGAAACACAUAGACAAACCCGACUAACCAUACAGAUAAUAAACUUUGCAUAUGAAAAAUCUGAACCACCGGCUGCUUCAUUGGACCCGACAUUUGCAACGUAUCUAAACUCCCAACUCCUUUCAGUUAAUCCGAAGAAAAAGAGGCACAGAAUCUUCUUGAAGAGGAAUAAGCGGAAAUAUGCGUGUGAAGACGUGGACUUGGCAAUGGCAAAGGCCAUGGAAAAGUUUCAUAUUGUAAAUGGACUCGAGUUCAAGAUAGCCGCCUUUACACAUAAGGUAUAUUAUGUGAUGGGUACAUCGGAUUCGAUGGUGCAAAUGCGCAGAAAAAGGAUAACUAGUCGUAUGGGGGCGGGCCAGUCUGUUGAUCAUGCUACUGCUAUUUCAAAUGGUCGUCGUGCUCUCAAAGCAUUGAAGUUCAAGAAGCUUCUAUUGUCUAGGCUUCCUCCCAUGGAACAAUGGGAAGCAAUUGGAUGAGGUACUUGCAUAGCAACAAACAUCUCCCUUGCUCAGUUUGACUUUGACCGAGGAGUUAUUUUCGACAAUUACUCAGUAGUUUUUAUAUAAUCCGGUUUCUGAAAUAAUCAUAUAUUGUGAAAAAUUAGAUUUAAAUUAGAAAGAAGACAGUAGGAACCAUGUUUUGAUGUUUAUUUGUUUUUACUUUUGAUUUUAACAUUUACCUUUUAUGAGUCA